Messenger RNA from Heterotrigona itama, 2988 nucleotides. NCBI's taxonomy places the organism in Eukaryota, Metazoa, Arthropoda, Insecta, Hymenoptera, Apidae. The record is from the annotation of a GenBank genome assembly.
AUGGACGAUAAACAGAUGCACGAGAGCUGCAGCGACAUACCGAAGAUUGAUGUGCAACGUGGAACGAUUAUAGUUGGCGAGGAAAGAUCACCGCGGCGUAACUCGUUAACCAGUUUAAAAGAUCGUCGUCUCUCGAUUGAUGAAAACGAUCACCGGAGAACGGAAGAAACUGAAGCGCGAAACGAAAAUGUCGACAAAGCGAGCCGCUGGAAAAUGAAACCGUUGGCUAAUCACGAAAGAAGUACCAGGCAUUACUCUUUGACCAAAUUAAAAAGUCGUCGUUCCUGCCUGAAUUUCAACGAAGAGAGAAACAAUUCGACGAAGACGGAUAUCAACGAGACUGCCAACGACAAAACGACUCAAACGUUGAGAGUUCCGUUACCACGCCAAGGGAAAACGAUACAUUGUUCUUUAUCGAAUUUGAACGAUCCAUCGAACGAUCUCCUGUCUGCUAGAUUGACUUCCUUUAGAUCCGUCAGGCAUCGACAGUCGACCACCUCGGAGAAAGUCGUGAUCGAUGACAUUCCGAGGAUCGAGUCCGCCAACGAUCACGUGGAAAUCGAUGCCGGUACACCUCCGCCGGCCGAUGAGUCUCUCUUCUACGAUAAUCUCGACGUAUUCAAGCAAGCACAGAUCAACAGCAACGAUCUUAGAUCGAUCAUGUGGUCGAUCUUCACUGCCGCCGAAAUGAAGAUACUGUACGAGCUGGAAAAAUGCAAUACGUUACCGGCGGUAGUACCGUUAGGAGAGCGAAUAAAGAAUAUAGCGUACAUGUGGUUCUGUUACCGAGGUCUGGUGCAUUUGUUAUCGAAACUGGAACAAUUAGACGCGAAACUUGAUUACGUGGAGCCUUGUACGGGCAUGAACGCUCUUCUAGCUGCUUCGUUAAGCGGUAGCGUAGCUUGCGUCGAGCAUCUGAUAAAGAGAGGCGUUGAUAUCAAUUACAGGAAUCCGAUCAAUCAUUAUACGCCUCUUCACUUCGCCGUCCUCGGAAAUUCACCGGACGUAGCGCGAAUACUUCUCGACAACGGUGCAAAGCCGAGUGUCUAUCUUUACCAGGAGACAGUCGAGCCAGUUUUGCAUUGCGCUAUCAGAGCAGGAGUUGUAGAAAUAGUGAAAUUAUUGUUAGAACGAGGAGCGAGCGUAGUGGAGAAGAACCAUAUGGGCGAGACACCUCUCCACGUAGCUUGUUUCGUUCAGUCGAUAAAAUGCGUGGAAUUGCUUCUAGAUUCAGCAGGUACGAACAUUAACGCGGUGGACCGGGCUCACAGGACUCCUCUUCAUUUCGCUGUAAUGACUACUCAUUCCUCGGCGAAGCUCGUUGAACUUCUGUUGAAGCACGGUGCCCUGGUGAAUGCCGCGGACAAAACAGGCUUCACUCCUCUUCACGUGGCUGCCUUGAACGAACAAUCUCACUGCGUCGACGUGCUGAUUUGGGCCGGUGCUGACGUUAGCGCGACCACCAGUGCAGGACUCUCCGCCUUGAACAUUAUACUUAGAAAAAUACCGGAAUCUCUUCAAGUCUUUCGACAGCGAUUAGAUGCCUCGAUAACGCUUAGAAGGCCCGUUCCUCAUAACAGAGAGUUCGAGAUGAGGUUGCACUUUGAUCUACUCUUCCCCAGUGGUAAUCAAUGCGAGACCAGCUUCAUAAACACGUUUGUCCAGGAACGCCGUAAAGACCUUCUGUCGCAUCCAUUGGUGAUGGCUUUCCUGCACUUGAAAUGGGAGAAGAUCAGAAAGUUUUAUCUACUAAGGAUUCUAGUUUACGCGAUGACCGUCAUCUGUAUGACCACGUACGUGCUCACGGCAUUAGCUUACAAAUGCUACAACCACGACGAGGCGAACAGCUCCAAGAUUUGCAGCAACAAGCGUAUCUCUGGAUUUCUGUUCAGGCGACCGGUCAUCGAAAUCCAAUGGUAUCUCUUGCUAAUCUUCACCUGCAUCUCCAUCCCCAGGAAGAUAUUCGGCUUCAUGGUAUACACGUCCGCGAAGCAAUAUUUCUCUAACAUCGACAACGUGCUGGACGGCAUCGUGAUAAUCAGCGUUUUCGUCACGUCGUUCGUGUACACGGGGCGUACGUACGAUUGGCAGAAUUACGUCGGAGCGUUCGCGAUAUUGUGCGCCUGGACAAAUCUGAUGCUGAUGGUUGGCCAACUUCCAGCAUUCGGCACGUACGUGGCCAUGUUUACCCACAUACAGUUCGAAUUUGCCAAGCUGUUGCUCGCUUAUUCUGGACUACUGAUAGGAUUCACUGUCAGCUUCUGCGUGAUUUUCGUCGGCGAACCAUCCUUCGGCAAUCCGUUCACCGGCCUCAUUAAAGUGUUGGCGAUGAUGGCCGGAGAGUUGGACUUCGAGGGGCUGAUCACGCAAAUCGACGAAGGCUUAGACGGAAACCCGGAGGGACCAUUCGUUAUUUAUCAUCCGUUGUCAGUGUGCUCUCAGAUCCUCUUCACGCUGUUCAUCGUAUUCGUCACGGUGAUCCUGAUGAAUCUGCUGGUGGGAAUCGCUGUUCAUGAUAUUCAAGGGUUAAGGAACCACGCUGGUCUCACGAAACUCGUACGCCAGACAAAAUUGAUCCUGUUCACGGAGAUGGUGUUGCAUAAUAGCUCGAUUCCGUAUGCUUUCCGGAAAUGGAUGUCCGAUCACAAGAUCAACGUGGAACACAGGAAAAGGGUGUUAGUGGUGAAACCGCUGAACCCCUUGGAGAAGAGGCUGCCGAAGGACAUUUUGAAGGCUGCUUACGAAAUAGCACAGAAGAACAUACCAUUCAUGGACGAUGAUAACAUUAAUCUGAGCGAUCACGUGAUGAGGAUGAGACAGCAGAGCGAAGAAUACUUUGACUCGAAUUUGCAGCUAGUUAUCGAGAAUAUGGUCAAUAAGUUGGAGUCCUACGAGGACACGAUCAAGUCGCUGAAGGAACAGCUCUUAGAUAGUAAUAAAAUGUUGGAGAGUGUUGUGCAAAGUCUGACGAAGCAAAAGACUAACUGA